This is a messenger RNA of Centruroides sculpturatus (bark scorpion), 731 nucleotides long. Its product is annotated as cytochrome P450 4V2-like. Lineage: Eukaryota; Metazoa; Arthropoda; Arachnida; Scorpiones; Buthidae. The record is from RefSeq and is a predicted model, not a curated record. Gene Ontology annotation, molecular function: oxidoreductase activity, acting on paired donors, with incorporation or reduction of molecular oxygen; iron ion binding; heme binding. The transcript has 7 exons. Bases 139 to 657 code for a protein of 172 amino acids.
CUUGUAUCGUCCGGAUCAUAUUCAAAUACAAUUCUUGGCAUUAAAGACGGUUCUACCUUUAGAGAAAGAAGUUUUUACUAUGAGAAAUUAAUAAACGCAACAUUUAAGCCAGUACUUGAUAGAUCAAUUAACUUUCUGAUGUCGUUCGACUUCUUCUUUUAUUUAACAUUAAAAGGAAGAGAGUUUAAAUCAACCAAGAAAGCUUUAAGAAUAUUAACAAAAGAGAUAAUUGCUGAAAAAAUCCGACUACGUAAAGAGGAACAAAACAAUAUCGAAAAUAAUGGAAAUCCAAAAUCUCUGUUGGACUUUCUCUUGGAUGCUAGAGAUAAAAAUCCAGAAUUCACUAUUGAGAGUGUCUGUGAAGAAAUCGAGUUUUUUCUUGGUGCUGAGACUAUGAGACUUUACCCAACUGUUCCUGUGUUUUCUAGGAAAAUCAAAAAAUCUAUAAGAUUGGGAGAUAAAGAAUUUUCCAAAGACUGGAUAUUCGUUGUUUCUAUUUACCAUCUUCAUCGCAAUCCAAAUGUCUUCGAAAAUCCAAACGUUUUCAAUCCUCAAAGAUUUUUACCUGAGAAUUUUUCCAAACGACCACCUUACUCUUACAUCCCGUUUUCGGCAGGACCCAGGAUGUGUCUGGGGAAUCGAUCGGCCAUAAUUUAAUGGCCUAUAUAAAUUAAUAUUAAACUGAUUCUGGCAACUAUCUUAAGAAAGAUGAAGAUAAGAUACGUGGAAAA